Molecule: messenger RNA, 1995 nt
Organism: Owenia fusiformis
Lineage: Eukaryota; Metazoa; Annelida; Polychaeta; Sabellida; Oweniidae
Source: the annotation of a GenBank genome assembly
UGUGAAAGUAAUUUAGCUAUCACAUUUAACAAAUAUGUUCAUGAAACACAAUAAACAGUAGAAUCUGUCUAGAAUUAUCAUGGCAAUUUAAAACAAUCGCAUAAAGCUAAAUACUGUUCAUUAUCAAGAUAUAUGUAAAAAUCAGGAUAUGAGUAUUAUCAAGAACAUUGAAAGGAAUGGAAAAUGAUCAAACAUUACUUGCUACAAAUUCUUACUUCAAUACAUUGUAACAUUAGGACCAUGGAGAGGAAUGUUUCAAAUCUUUGCUUGUUUGCAGCUGGGACAGUGUUAUGUCUAAUCUACAUUACGUCAAAUGGGCUGGAUGACAACAACUACAAAGCAGACAGGGACAUUGAUGAUCUAACCGAAGAGUACACUCGUCCUUAUAUCCCAAACUCUACAGUGAAACAGAUACACGAGGAACGCAGACAUCUUCUUAAAGAACAAUGCAUCAAGCAACAAAGCUCACGAGAAAACCAAAAUAUUCUUGAUAAAGUUGUUCACACUGAUGAUUUUUAUAUUGAUGAUAUCCAUCAAAUGAUAUACUGUAGAGUUCCUAAGAUUGGAUGUACAUUAUUUAAGAGGAUUAUGUAUGUUAUAAACGGAAAUACAAUAUCUAUAGAUCCGUAUGAUAUACCACCUCUUAUUGCAAAGGAUUUACCGAUAAAGCGUUUUGAGAAUUACAGUCGGCAACAGGUAGAAUAUAUGUUAAAACAUUAUACAAAAGUUCUCAUUGUUCGUGACCCAUUGGAUCGUUUAAUAUCAGGGUAUUUCGAUAAAUUGUAUAGUAUAAAUCCAAAUUUUUGGUACAAAGCGGGAGCACCUGCCAUUAAUAUUUUUAGAAAACAUAUAUCAUCCUGGAAAUCAAAACAAUGUGGAUUUGAUACCACUUUCGAAGAAUUUCUGCUACACAUUAUACAUAGAUAUGCAAAUAGGAUACCAUUGAAUAAACAUUGGCGUUCAAUAUACGAUAUGUGUUUCCCUUGUAAUAUUAACUAUGACAUCAUAGGUCAUAUCGAAACAUACUCUAAGGAUAUUUCUCAUAUUCUUGGAACAAUUCACGCGGAACACAGUAUCAAAAUGAGAUCGAACUAUAGCAGAUUGGAAAAUAUUCACAGAGAGGUUGACAUUAUGUUUCGUGGCUAUCCGACGGCAUGCGGCCUCACAAAGAAACAACUUCUCAAUAGGAUAUUAGGAGGCUUGGAGACACGAGGUUAUAUAAAGCUUGACAAUCAGGAAAGAAGAAAUCUGUUACAAGGGGAAAUAGAAUCCGAUGUUCUCAAGUCGAAAUUAACAGAAAUUUAUUACAAAAAACCCAAUCCAGAAAAAGGAUUCAAAGAUUUAAGAAAAACAGUACUUCACAAGAUACCUCUUGAAAUCUUAAAGGCAAUACAAAGUAUUUACAAGCAUGACCUUCGGUUGUUUGGUUACGAAAAUUUUGUUUAGAAAUAAUUUAAUAAUUGCACAUGUAAAUCUUAUUAGCAAUAGAACUGCCUUUUAAAGAAUACCUUUCCUUUUCUGUUCAAACUUAAAAAAUAGAAACCAUCUCAUAUCUAAUUAAGUUAAUUCGAGCUAACAAAACAGAGAUAUGAUUCGUACAAAACAGAAAUCAUCAGUUACUCCUUUACAAAUCACCUAAAAUGCAACCGGUCGAUAGAAUAACAAUGAACUGUGUAUAGAGAAAUAUUAAUUAAUAGAUAAAUCAAUGUACGAAGGUGACACCCAUGAAAUACAUCUAGACCCAAUACAUCUAGGAUUAAAAAAUCGGACAAAUCGUUCGAUGGCAACCCUAGCAGAAUGCAAUUUGAAAUUCUGGGGUGUCCUUACUAGAUGAUGUUGUCAUCUGCGAACAAAGUUAUAGGUUGAACUGCAUACCUAGCGACGCAUUUGUAUGGAAGUCAAUGUAGUUGAAGGUCGGCUAUAUAUCCUGUAUAGGCGUCAAAAAUAAAAGAACCAAAAUAACAUUAGCCUAUAAAAAUGCACAGAAUCGUUCCU